GGCUGGGAGCUUGCGCGCAAUCGGGCUCCAGGUAGAGACUGGAGAUGGUGUCAUUUGUGGGCGCUGAGUUUGGAUCCCAAAGCGUUUACAAAAGGAGGCGGAUGAACGAGCCAUCUCCUCCUCCUCCAGCAGCACCAGCAGCAGCGCUCACACCGGCUCAGCAGCGGCAGACAGCCCGGCACAGAAAACAGACACUCAUGUCCAAACUGAGCGAUUCUGGUUUCGAGGAAGAUUUGGGACUCUCUCCGAUUUCAUCCCCGCUUCCAAUAGAUGCGUCCCCGCUCCGUUCAGACGAACCUGAUGCAGGACAGCUCUCCAGCUGGUACCUCCAGUAUGGACACAUCGGCUUCAAGAUCCAGAGGGAGAAAGAGGCGCAGUUCCAUCCCUGCAAAAGCUUGGCGCGCCAGCCACAAUUGACUACAGAUGCACGGUGCAAGCUCGUCAGCUGGCUCAUCCCCGUGCACAAACACUUCCAUCUGUCCUUUGAGUGCUGCUGCCUGGCUGUGAACAUCAUGGACAGAUUCUUGGCAUCCACGCUGGUCGCUGCUGACUGUUUCCAGCUCCUGGGCGUCACCGCACUUCUCAUAGCCAGCAAACAGGUGGAGGUGUGCUCGCCACGGAUCAGCCACCUCUUGUCACUGUGCUGUGACGCUUUCACAAAGGAGCAGCUCUGCAACCUGGAGUGUCUCAUCCUCCUCCGCCUUAACUUCCGCCUCGCCGCUCCCACGCUGGCCUUUUUCCUGGACUAUUACACCAACUGCAUCGAGGCCGUCCAGCUUGUAACUGCGAGCACGAGUGGUGACGGGUUUUCAAGAAAGAAACUAGACACAAAAACACCCACGCAACGCAGCAGCCUUGCACAAAAGGUCUGUGAGUUAACUCUCGCAGAUUAUGCCUUCAACAAAUACCCACCAUCACUGACUGCUAGUUGCGCACUGACGCUAGCCAGUGAGCUACUGAAAACUAAACAAGGUCGUGCAGAGCAUGCAAACAUGCAGCCACAGGAAAAAUCGCAUGAGAGUUUUGUUGACGAGCUAUGGACAGAAAAAAAUUCUACCAAACUAUUUGAAAGCACUGGAUGGCCUGAGGGCGACCUUUUGGCAGUGAAGGACCACGUCCUGGCUGCAGGUCAGGGAAUCUACAACCCCGAUCUGGUCCAGGAAUGCAAAGACAACCUGAAGCUGCUGGUGUCGCUAAACCGGGAGACACUGGAAGAGAUGCCUGCCAUGUGAUUCAGACUGUGCCCACGUUCAGAUGAAAAUGCCAAAGGUCCCUCUUCUUUGAAGUUAUAUUAAACACAGAAGGUUAUUUUAAACAUUUUAAAUAAUGUGUAUUUUUUUUUUAGGGCUGAGGUGAAGAUGAUGUUCAGGAGUCUGGUGUUUUUUUGCACAUUUAACGUCAUGUAUACCUCAUUUACAGUCAGAUGUUUGCAUCCAUUGAAUGUUUUACAACUUAGUAUUAUGUUGCUGUUGUGUGUGUUUUUUUUUUAAAUGUAUUUAUAACAUGCUCCUGUAUAUCUGUAUAAAUAACAUGCUGUGAUAUAGAGCCAUUAUUUUUGGUUUAUGCACUGAUUGGUUGCAGGUUUAUGAUUUAUGUCACUUUUAUGAAGGAUUUAAAAAAAAAU
This is a messenger RNA of Mugil cephalus (flathead mullet), 1624 nucleotides long. Its product is annotated as cyclin-O. Gene Ontology annotation, molecular function: cyclin-dependent protein serine/threonine kinase regulator activity. The coding region runs from base 45 to 1232 and encodes 395 amino acids. Gene Ontology annotation, cellular component: centrosome; cytoplasm; nucleus. NCBI's taxonomy places the organism in Eukaryota, Metazoa, Chordata, Actinopteri, Mugiliformes, Mugilidae. Gene Ontology annotation, biological process: regulation of cyclin-dependent protein serine/threonine kinase activity; mitotic cell cycle phase transition. The record is from RefSeq and is a predicted model, not a curated record. The transcript is spliced from 3 exons.